This is a messenger RNA of Salvelinus sp. IW2-2015, 769 nucleotides long. NCBI's taxonomy places the organism in Eukaryota, Metazoa, Chordata, Actinopteri, Salmoniformes, Salmonidae. The record is from RefSeq and is a predicted model, not a curated record.
AUGACGAAGAUUGCUCUGUCUGCAGGGUCUCUAUCUAUCAGUGUGUUCCUGGUAUCUCUGGGGCUGACGGUGUGUGCCGUGUGGCUCGUAGCUCUGUGUGGAGUCUGCACCUGGUGUCAACGCAAACUGGGGAAGAGGAACAAGCCUGGUGUGGAAGCAGCCAGCACACCAGAUUCAGUUCAGAUUCGUGGCCGAGGGGAAAACAAAGCCAUCAAUGAUCUAGACAGGGACUUUUGGAAUAACAAUGACAGCAGCAACGUGCAGCAGAGAUGGAGCUCCUACCCGCCCAAGGAGUUCCUCUUAAACAUGUCCCCCUAUGCCCCGUACGGAGACCCUCGCCUCACGCCCAAUUUUGGGGACCCCUCCCUCUCAGCCGCCUCUACCCUGGAGCACAUUCCAUCCUCUGCAGCAGCCCGUCCUCGUCCCCUGGUGCGACAGCAGAGUCUCCAGCAGCCUCUCAGCCACCAGCCCCCUCCGGGCCCCAAUGACCCCCCAGCCACCUCCCAGAGCCUGGGCCAGCUGCACACAGGGCUCGGGGGCGGAGGGCACCGGGGAGGCCCGCGGGGGGUGCGGGGGAGUCCGGCGGGGACAGGUGCUUCCCGGUACAGAGGAGCAGGAGGAGGACGCUCCAGGUCCAAUCCAGGCAGCUGGGACCACAUGAUGGGACAGAUCCGCAACAGAGGACUGGAUGUCAAGUCUUUCCUGUGAGUCUGCUGAUCUGGGAAUGUUCUAGAUUCUGCUCUUGUUUCUAUUCUGAACCAGUCUGCAC